Didymodactylos carnosus is the source of this 315-nucleotide messenger RNA. Lineage: Eukaryota; Metazoa; Rotifera; Eurotatoria; Philodinida; Philodinidae. The record is from the annotation of a GenBank genome assembly.
AUGAUCAGAAGGUUAAGAGGCGGAAAACAAAGUGUAGAGUACCCGCCAAUUAAUGAUAAAAACCGUAAACUGCCCGUGGGUUCUACUGACCGUUUGGUUCAAUGGCGAGAAUAUUUUUCGGAAUUAUUGAAUGUAAAUGCGUCUGUAGAUUCACAAAUUAUUGAUCAAAUAUCGGUUCUGGUGGUAUCAACUGAGGAAAAGCAUCGACAAGAAAAACUUCCGUUUUUACAAGAAUUACAGUUAACGUUGAAGCAAAUGAAAAACAGAAAGGCACCAAGUAACGAUGAUUUCAAAAGCUGGUGGAGUUUUACUUAG